This is a messenger RNA of Porites lobata, 1970 nucleotides long. Lineage: Eukaryota; Metazoa; Cnidaria; Anthozoa; Scleractinia; Poritidae. The record is from the annotation of a GenBank genome assembly.
AUGCGCGAACUCGACAGUAAGGCACCAGCAGUAGCAGAGGCAUUCAAGCAGGGUUUGUUCACCGUCACAAAAACCCGUCGAAGAUUUUCUUGUAUAGCUAUUGAUCAGGCCCACGAGCAGAACAAUGCUAUGGUCAAGGAUGACGGAGGGGCUGUGGGUCUGACAGAGAAUGCCAGCGCACUUCGCAGGUGGAUGCUAUCCGGUCCUGAGAUGGCACGGCUAGUCAACGAGUUCGAGGCAUGCAUGGCACCUGAAGUUAGACCUGAAACAAACAACCAUCAUGAAGCUGAGAGGGGUUAUCAAGCAGCGUACCACAAAGAUGUCAGGUCACUCGUGGAUGUACUUGACGACCUUGGGAACCCUUUUGAAAAAGAGGGCAAAGACCUGAUCGUGUUAGAUACAAAGGUGGUGGCAGACGAAGGAGGGGUAUCAAGAAUGCAGCAAAUAGAGGAUCUUGGCGUAAAGCAGUGUGACACGUUCAUUUCAGAGCGCCUAAUACAGCGGACGAAGCCUCUCGAUGACCCUAUUAGUAGAAACAAGCUCUCCUUCUUUGAAACUCCUUCCAAGAAGAAAAUUUCAAAGGCUCAACAGCAGCUUUCCUCUAUGAAAAGCGACUGUUUAUUGCAUGCCAGAGCAGAAAUGGUAACUUGGAUGAAUUUUUUAAACAUGAAAAUCAAGCAUGCCCCCCAUCGAUAUCUGAUCAAGGAAAUUUGCGCCUCCCUCGACAAAAGUCUGAGUUAGCCUCUUGUCUUCAAGCUCUAACUACUCCCAAGAAUGCAGCCCCAGCCAAUUGUGAAGUCAUUAUUAUGGACGGAGCAGCACUGGUAAACAUGCUUAAGCCCACGGGGAAAGAGAAAACAUUUUCCGAAUAUGCCUCAAAUAAGUUUAUUCCUUAUGUCACCGCUCAGCUUCAACAUGUGAAACGCAUUGAUAUUGUCUGGGACGAAUACGUGGAGAACAGCUUGAAAGCAACAACUCGGAGCAAACGUGGAUCAGGAGUACGACAACUAGUCGCAGCUAAUAAUAAGCUUCCAAGAAACUGGAAAGAAUUCCUUCGUGAAGAUCGGAACAAGCAGGAGCUCUUUAGAUUCCUUGCGCAAUGCGCUACUUCUGUUAACUCGGGUCAGAGACAGAUCAUCUCUACGUAUGCAAGAGGCGUACUGACGAGCCUUCCACGAGAUGACACCUCCAGCCUGGCACCAUCCUCACAUGAAGAAGCCGACACAAGAAUGUUUAUCCAUGCUGCUGAUGCUAUCCAAUCCGGCUUCACCAAGAUCAUUGUUCGUAGUGUUGAUACUGAUGUCUUAGUACUGGCCGUGGCUCUGGUACAGAAGUUACAGGCGCUUGCUUCAGAGAGCAUCCAACUCUGGGUGGCAUUUGGUACUGGGGAACAUCUUCGCUACCUUGCAGCCCACGAGAUUGCCAACAAAUUUAAUAACACCGCUGCACUUGCCCUACCUGCAUUCCACGCAUUCACGGGAUGCGAUACGGUGUCUUGUUUCUAUGGGAAAAGCAAGAAGACUGCGCUGGAGGCCUGGAAGAGUUUUCCAGAAGUCACACCUGUGUUUAUCGCCUUGUCCAGAGCUCAAACAGAAAUAGCCGAAGAGUGGAUGUCAACCCUUGAACGCUUCGUUGUCUUACUUUAUGAUAGAACAAGCAGUUCUUCAUCUGUAAACGAAGCCAGAAAGCAGUUGUUUACCCGUAAGGCUCGAAAUUUCGACGCCCUUCCUCCGACGCGAGAUUCAUUACUAGAACAUGUCAAGCGUACUGCAUACCAGGCUGGCCACAUCUGGGGACAAGCCCUCGUGCCAAACCCACCUAUUCCUAGCCCACAAGAUUGGGGAUGGAUAUUGGAAAGUGGCGAGUGGCGGCCUUUCUGGACAACACUGUCAGAAAUAACAAAGUCAUGCCAAGAGCUAGUAAAGUGCGGCUGUAAGAAGGGUUGUAGAGGAGGCUGUGGUUGUCAGAAG